Armigeres subalbatus is the source of this 2328-nucleotide messenger RNA. Its product is annotated as F-box and leucine-rich repeat protein 13. Gene Ontology annotation, cellular component: SCF ubiquitin ligase complex. The transcript is spliced from 4 exons. Gene Ontology annotation, molecular function: protein binding. The record is from RefSeq and is a predicted model, not a curated record. Lineage: Eukaryota; Metazoa; Arthropoda; Insecta; Diptera; Culicidae. The coding region runs from base 85 to 2184 and encodes 699 amino acids. Gene Ontology annotation, biological process: SCF-dependent proteasomal ubiquitin-dependent protein catabolic process.
AAUUCUUGCUAUACAUAUAUAUUUAACUCGUAACCCUUAAUUUGAGCUAUAAGAAAAUAAAAAUCAACAAUUCAAAUACAUAAAAUGGAGCAAUACUUCAUAGAUGAUUUUGGACCUAAAUAUAGCAAUUUACCAAUGGAAAUCUUGGUCAAAAUAUUUGGAUAUCUGAAUCCCGGAGACAGAUUCGCUGUUGGUCUUACAUGCAAACGAUGGUUGGAAGCAACGCAAUAUCAACAUUUCAUCAGCGAUGUUUGUCUCAGCUUUUUUAAGUCGCAUUUUAAUGAUACAACAAGCCCUGUAUCCGAAUUGCUUAAAAGCUGCCGACAAUUUCAAAAUAUUUGUUUUACGCAAGUGGAAUUUAAUGAAAUUGAACAAUUUUUUACCCGUUUCGGCUACCAUAUUCAGGAUUUGAAUAUCAAAGUUUGUGAUAUUCGAGAGAAAACCUUCAUUAUAAUGUUAAUGAUGGUACCCAAUUUGCGUACUUUGAGGGUGGAAGGAUGUCGAGAAUUGCUUAUGUCAGGCAGACUGUUUGAACCUGGCCCAGACCAUCAAAUAUUAGCAUGUACGUUACAGAACGUGACUACGCUCAGUUUGGGGUAUAAUCGCUAUUUAUCUGAUGCGUUAUUCAAGCGAAUUGUUUCCCUAAUGCCAAAUUUGGAAGAUUUAAAUCUAUCCGGCUGUUCAAUUUCAUUUCACAAAGGUCUCUACCGAAAAUUCUAUCCAGGUCGUCCGGAUGACGCUUCAGAAAACGUGUUAACAUUUCAUUAUAUAUCUCAAUUUAUAGAACGACAAGCUGAAAAAAUGAAGAAACUAAAUUUUAGCUCUACACUAAUUGAUGGCGAUGCACUUGAAGUUUUAGCUAGGUUCAGUUCACUCAACCUUGAAAGUUUUGAUUUGAAUUCCUGUGAUCAGUUAACCAACCCUGGAAUAACGGCCCUUGCGCAAUCAAAAUUUACCCUUCAACAUUUGGAUUUCUCUAAAUCAGUUCGUUUUACUGACACGUGUUUGCACAAGAUUUGUCUACAUUUACCGAAUCUUGUAUCUCUAAAAGUACGUCGAUGUCGGGCAUUGACGGACCUCGGAAUAAUAGAGAUAGUUCGCUUGGAAAAACUUCAAGUGUUGGACAUUUCUGAAUGCGAAUCUGUGACAGGGCAAGGUGUCAUAAAAGGAAUCGCCUCAAAAUUUAAUUCCACUUUACAUGAACUAUACGUAAGUGCACUAAAUUUGUGCGAAAGCUCAGUGACGAAAAUUGCGGAGAACUUUCCUUCGCUGCGAGUACUCGAUCUCAGCUAUUGUUUCCAUUCAGUUUCGGAUUUAUGCUUGCAAAUAAUAUUCAAAAACUUAAUAUGGUUGAGACAUUUGAACUUGGACUGUUGUGAUAAGAUUUCUGAUAGUGCCAUGACUGGAGUUGGAAUGCUCCAGAAAGUUCAAGAUUUUGAAUCCAAUAAGACAACAUUCACCCAAAAUGUAGCAUCCAGUAGCUCUGCUAGUGAACAAAAUGAUCAAAUAUCACCAAUUUUAAAUCGUCCAUUGACAAGCAAUAUUCCAGAAGAGCCUCUGAAAAUUUCACUCAGAAGCAAAGCAGAACAGGAAAUUGUUAAUGACGCCAUGCGUAAGAGAGCCAUGAUGGAAAUCUGUCAACAUAAAGAGUUUCACAGAGAUGUUGCUAGCACAGGAUACUCAAUCGAACGCCUUAAAGGGUUACGAGUCUUACGACUAUCACAGUGCAAUAAGCUAUCAGAUAUUUCAUUGAUGUAUGCUUUCAAUUUGAAGGAAUUGAAAGAAAUCAGCUUGGCAAAAUGUCAGCAAGUAUCGGCUGUUGGCAUAAAAUCAUUGGUGCAGAAUUGCCCAUCCCUUGAAGUAGUGGAUCUGAGUGAAUGCCACAAUGUGAAUGAUAAAGCAAUCGAAUUAAUUGCGAUGCAUUUGAGGAGAUUACAGACAUUGUCUCUUGAGCGCUGCUUUCAACUAUCUGAUUUCAGCUUGGACUACAUUGCAAUCCACUGCAAAGCAUUACGUAUACUGGAUGUCAGAGGAUGUCGUAACAUGUGCGCUGAACCAAAUCUUCGAGUAAUCAAUGUGCCCACAUUGCGGACAGUUCACAUGAGCAAGCCUGGGCCUUACAUGGGCGAACCCGGAUAUUUUGUUAAGAAGCCACCACCACCACCGAUGCCAAAACGCAUUUAAUAUUUACUACUACUAGACGCUGGAGGUUUAUUUAUUGUUGUUUUGAUAUUGAUUAUUUAUUUCUUAUUAUUUUAAAACAAUUUAUAUUAAAUCUACUUCAAUAUAUGUAAAAUAAUUUUCACAAAUAUAUGAUUGUAUAUAUCA